Molecule: messenger RNA, 925 nt
Organism: Eriocheir sinensis (Chinese mitten crab)
Lineage: Eukaryota; Metazoa; Arthropoda; Malacostraca; Decapoda; Varunidae
Exons: 5
Coding region: 203-796 (197 amino acids)
Source: RefSeq, a predicted model, not a curated record
AGCAUGGCCGUCCUCGCCUCCCCUCGCUGGACCAUGACCCACGAAGUCUCCCUCCCGACGGGGCUCGAACGCGGGGACGGGGUUCGAUACCUGUCUGUGGUGCAGCUGGUGUUCAUCUCCUCCAUCACCUUGCAGAACCUGACCUCACCACCACCACCACCAACACCACCACACCACCACCACCACCAAUUUGAUCCCUUCCAUGGCGUCCCCUGAGGUCCUUCUUCAGCGUCCUUUCUGGAGCGUGGCCAACACCCUGGUGCUGCCCAUUAGAAGCGACGAGGACGGGGACGGCGCCCCCGCCCUGCGCUCCAUCGUCUCCCUCUCCCUCCCCGUCACCAUCUUCCUCGACGUGCUGCUGGGGGAGAGAAGCAGCAGCAGCAGCAGGAGCAGGAGCCUCGGGGAAGACCAGGCGGGCAUCUUCCGGGCGGUGGAGGCGUCGCUGGCGGGCGUGGGCGUGGACGGGCGGGCGUGUCUGCUGCGGCUCAUCUGCCACCUGCAAAGCCGACCCAUAGGACAGUACACGGUGGUGGGGGAAGUGCUCAUGCUGCUGUUUACACCGAAGCGCGAGGCCGUGGACUUCCUACAGGAUUACCAAGAGGCGGAGAUGGCAGGUCUUGAUGGGGGGGACUGCGCCAGCCUGUACCCCUCCUGCCCCUUCUCCCUGCCCCCCGCCCUGAUGCCCGCCCUGUACGAGGACACUACCACCUCCUCCUCGUCCUCUUCGGAAGGUCAGAAGGCGUCACCGAGCAGCCCCUAUCGUGACCUUGCCUUGCCCGGGGUCGUCCUCAACUGACCUGGCGUGACCUGACCUGGAAGACAAGAAACAGAAAAAAAAGAUUCUGAAACGUUAUAUAUAAAGAAAACGUCAAGGAAAUUUUAACUGACAAAGUAAAUUACUGAAUAAACUUUUCGCAAAUUCGUU